Dracunculus medinensis (Guinea worm) is the source of this 7779-nucleotide messenger RNA. The record is from the annotation of a GenBank genome assembly. NCBI's taxonomy places the organism in Eukaryota, Metazoa, Nematoda, Chromadorea, Rhabditida, Dracunculidae.
UUUCAGUCGAACGGAAGUAUGAAUUCAUCAGGCGAGGCACCUUUCUGGCGUGAUCAGGAAGAUAUUGUCAUAAGUGGCAUAUCAGGAAGAUUUCCAAGAUGUGAUAAUGUUCAAGAAUUUGGCGAUCUUUUGUUAGAAGGUGAAGAUCUGGUCACUGAGGACGAUUUACGUUGGCCUCCAGGAAUUUUCGACCUGCCUAAGCGGCAUGGAAAAUUAAAAGAAUUGAAAAAGUUCGACGCUCAGUAUUUCGGCGUAACACCAAAACAGGCAAAUUAUCUUGAUCCACAAAUUAGGAAAUUAUUAGAAGUAACAUUUGAAGCAAUUAUUGAUGCUGGUUAUAAUCCGGUGGAAUUGCGCGGCUCACGGACAGGUGUUUUUGUUGGUUGCUCAGUGUCAGAGACUGGUGGUGCAUUAACUCAAGAUCCUGAAACGGUCACAGGUUACACGCUAACAGGAUGCGUCCGAUCAAUGUUCAGCAAUCGUCUCAGUUUUACUUUUGAUUUACGAGGACCGUCUUUCUCCGUCGAUACUGCUUGUUCGUCUUCCCUGUGCGCAAUGCAAUUGGCAAUUGAUGCAAUACGCCAAGAACAGUGUGAAGCAGCAAUUGUUGCUGGGGCCCAUUUAAAUUUAACUCCUACUGCAGCUUUACAGUUUCUUCGAUUAGGAAUGCUUUCAGAUAAGGGUAGCUGUCGUUCAUUCGACGCAUCUGGCGAUGGGUAUUGCCGGACGGAAGCUAUAGCUGCCAUCCUACUACAAAGGGAAUCCGCUGCCAGGCGUAUAUAUGCUACAGUUUUGCAUGCAAAGAGUAAUACUGAUGGCUUUAAGGAGCAGGGAAUAACUUUUCCAUCCGGUGAACGCCAAGCUGCUUUACUUGAAGAAGUUUAUCGAGAAGCCGGUAUUGAUCCAAACGUCGUUACCUAUGUAGAAGCACAUGGCACGGGGACAAAAGUUGGCGACCCUCAAGAAGCUAAUGCAAUUUGCCAAGUUUUUUGUCAGAACAGGACGCCAGCCCUUUUAAUUGGGUCUGUUAAAUCAAAUAUGGGGCACGCUGAGCCAGCAUCAGGUCUUUGUUCAAUAGCCAAAGUUAUUAUUGCCAUGGAAACAGGGUUUAUUCCGCCAAAUUUGCAUUACACUGAGCCCAACCCAUAUAUACCAGGAUUAGUUGAUGGACGAAUUAAGGUCGUAUCCGAGAAAACCUCGUUUCCAAGAGGAAUAGUUGGAAUUAAUUCAUUUGGCUUUGGUGGUAGUAACACUCAUGUUAUACUUCGAUCUGCCAAUCACAGCGAGCGCAAACCAGCACCGACGACUUUUAUGAAAAUUGUUACAUAUGCGGGACGUACAAAUGAAGCUGUGAUGAAUAUUUUUGAUUCUAUUAUAACUAAUGCAAAUAAUCCAUACUUUCAACAGCUACUAGCAAAUCAAGCAAAUAUGCCUGCUAAAGAUUUGCCUUUUCGUGGUUAUAUGAUUCUUGAUCGUGACAAGAUACCAGUGCCAAAAGAGGUUAAAAGAAAUCCCGAACUGCCACCAUUGAGAGAUGUACAGAAAAUAUUGAUCACUGAACCAAAACAAAUUUAUUUCAUUUAUUCGGGUGAAUAUUUAAACAUAUUCAAUAUUCAGCCUAAUUUCUUAGAAAUCAAUUUAUCAAUUUUGUAUGAAGAAAAUGUAUUGAAUUCAGGAAUGGGAAGUCAAUGGCCCGGAAUGGCUCGGCAACUAAUUUCAAUACCUGCUUUUGAUGAAUCAUUACGAAUUUCCAGUGCAGCAGUCAAAGAUUUUGGUUAUGAUGUAUACAGCAUGUUACAGAAGGAUGAUGCUGAACUUUACAAAAAUAAUACUCUUAAUUGCAUGCUAGCAAUCACAGCUAUACAAAUAGCUCUUACCGAUGUUUUGUCGUUAAUGGGAGUACAUCCUGAUGGCAUUAUCGGUCAUUCAACCGGUGAAAUGUGUUGUGGCUAUGCAGAUGGCGGCCUCACUCGUGAACAGACCAUGUGUUUAGCUUAUUAUCGAGGAUCAACAAUAAUGAAUGGUAAAAUAGAAGGUAGUAUGGCAGCUGUAGGAUUAACAUGGGAGAAGGCUAAAGCCAGAUGCCCACCGGGGGUUGUACCAGCUUGUCAUAAUGGUGCUGACACAGUAACAAUAUCUGGUGACACAGAAGUUGUAAAAAAAAUGGUCGAAGAACUUCAACAAGAAGAUAUCUUUGCUAAAAACGUUGAAGAAUCAAUGCUUAAAGCAAUGCGAACAGUUAUACCAAAUGCAAAACCAAGAACAUCGCGAUGGAUUUCGACAUCCAUUCCAGAAUCAGAGUGGGAUAGUGAACUUGCACAAAUGUGUAGUGCAGAAUACCAUACCAAUAACGCAAUGAGUCCUGUAUUAUUUUAUGAAUCUCUCCAAAAAGUUCCGCCUAAUGCAGUUACAAUUGAAAUCGCACCCCACUGCAUAAUGAACGCAAUUCUUCGACGAUCAUUGCAGAAAACAUGCACUAACGUUGGAUUAAUGAAUUCAAAAGAAAAAGAACGUGAGCUUGAAGCUUUUCUCCAGGCUCUCGGCAAAAUUUAUCAAACUGGUGUUACAAUUCAUGUUGAAGCUUUAUACCCAUCAGUGCAAUAUCCAGUGCCUGUCGGAACGCCAAUGAUCUCAUCUAUUUGGAGAUGGGACCAUAGCCAAGAUUGGCCAGUAAUAGAUGGUAAAACGCUUUCUGCUGCAGGUGGUGGACAAGUAGCUGCGACAGCAAGCUAUACAAUCGAUCCAUUUGCAGCCGAUUCUAAAGAAACAUAUUUGCUUGACCAUAUGAUUGAUGGACGUAUAUUAUAUCCGUUUACUGGUCACAUGGUACUUGCGUGGAAAGCAAUAGCUAAGUUACGGGGAGUGGAUUAUCAAAAAACACCCGUCAUUCUUCAAGACAUUAAUGUUUAUAGUGCAACAAUCGUUACUAAACCUUUUCGUCUCGAUGUUAUAAUAACACCCGGGAAUGGAUAUUUCGAAAUUCUUGAUGGUGAACAAUUGGCUGCUUCUGGCAAUAUUCAGAUAGUCGACGAAAAUGUACCAUUUUAUUACAAAGAUUUUGACAUGAUUGAAACUUCACAACUUGCUGAAAGAAUUGAACUCGAUACUGAGGAUGCAUACAAAGAAUUCUUAUUACGUGGUUAUGAAUAUGGCCAGUCAUUCCGCGGAAUUUAUCGGACAUGCAACAGUGGUGAGCGUGGAAUGCUUUAUUGGACAGGAAAUUGGGUUACAUUUUUGGAUUCAUUGCUGCAAACAGCGCUCCUUGCAGAACGUGGUGAUAGCCUUCGAUUACCAACUAGAGUGCGUUAUCUUCGAAUUGAUCCCAUAAAGCAUUUGGAGCAUAUUAUUGAAAAAGAUGGCAUUCAAGUAAUCGAACUCCGUAAUGAUAUUGCUACACGAGGUUGUAUAGCAGGUGGGGUUGAAUGUUGUGAUCUCACUGCACAUACUGUAUCACGACGUAUGCAAUCUGCAGGACAAAUAUUUUACGAAAAAAUUUAUUUCGUUAAUCAUUUCGAUGAUCAUGCACUGGAUGAAUUUCCUCGCCAUCGAAAUGCUUUAAUAAAUUAUCGCAGUUUUAUUCGCUCAAUUCUCGCAAACGGCUUAGCGAAAUGGGAAGUGGCAGGUGUACUAAAGAAAUUUAAAAAUGGUGAAUUGCUUUCUGAUGCCGUUAAAAGCAUCGCCAAUUAUAUGACUUCCGUCAGUGAUGUUGAACAUAAAAUGUGGCUUGAAGAUUCGAAAUCAUCCGUUGCCGUUGCAUUUGAUGAAAUAUUUGCGACAGAGAUAGGAGCAGACAUAGACGAAUUUGAACGCAAAAUUGCUGAAAAAAUGUCAGCUAUGAUGAAAAUCAUGGACCACGAUCGUUUAUGGAGUGGAGCACUUGUGCAUGACCGUAUUAUUAAAGCAAUUUUGGAUAUGUGCAUGGAGAAUUCAGCUGGACAUAAAAGUAAGAUCUGUGCAGUUGAAUUAAAUACUACAGAUCAGCUGAAAAUAUGUUUGGAUGCUCUUAGUUCUCAUCCACUAAUAGAAGUUGAGUCACUUUGUGUUGGCCCAAAAGUCGAUAGCAUGGAUGAGAGCAGCUUGCUGCAGUUAGGCUCAAAAAAAUAUAAAGUUGAUCUCGAUGAUAAGAAGGCAUCGUUCGCUAUUGAAAUGCAAAAUUGCAAUGUUCUUUUGCUCGACAAAGUUCUUUCCAGGAAAAAAGAUAUUGUUUCUUACUUAAACAAAUGUAAAGAACUGCUAAUAGAUGAUGGCUUCAUGGUUAUAAUCGAACCAACAUCUGAUUUUGAGAUUGCAUUGGCUAUUCAAGGCUUACUGGGCGAAGAUCUUAAAAUUGGUGAUAGUCAUCGUAAAUUUGGGACAUAUUUCACUCAUGAAAAUCUUGUUAAAAUAUUCAGUGAAUGUAAUCUUCGGCUUUGCAAUUAUCAAACUGAUCCCUCAUUGAUGACUACCACAUAUGCGAUCCGAAAAAUUUCAUCACUUCCAAAAGACCCUGUUAUUGUCGAUGUUGAUGACAUAAAAGAAUUUUCUUGGAUCGAACCAGUACAGACGAUAAUUGAGGAGCGACUUAAUGAACCUGAUAACAAGACCAUUUGGCUAACAAGUACGACUGUGCGCAACAAUGGUGUGGUUGGUCUUGCUCUUUGCUUCCGCGAAGAAAAUCUCAAAUCAAAUCGUUUUCGAACAUUAUUGGACCUCAGUAUAAAACCUGAAAAUCGGACUGGAAAACCACAGUUGAAACUUGACGACGAGAAUGUAAAACAUUUAAUGGACCUUGAUUUACACGCGAAUAUCUAUCGCGAUGGAAAAUGGGGAUCGUUACGUCAUUUCGUUGUGAAAGAAGAUGAGAUGCACCAAUAUAAAGAAGUCCAACAUGCCUUUAUCAAUACAUUGGUUCGAGGCGACGUAAGCUCUUUAACAUGGUUCGAAUCACCAAAUCAGUUUUUCGAUGAUUUUGCGAAGGACAAUCAUUGUGAGAUGGAAAUGUGUUAUGUAUAUUAUGCAGCAAUAAAUUUCCGUGAUGUUAUGCUCGCUUAUGGUAGACUACCACCAGAUGCGAUUCCUGGACAGUUUGCUGAUCGUGAAUGCCUUCUUGGAACGGAAUAUUCUGGUCGUUUAAAAGAUGGUACUCGUGUGAUGGGUAUUCUCCCUGCUCAAGCACUAGCAACAUCAGUUCUAGCCAAUCCUGGUUUCUAUUGGAUCGUCCCCGAUAGUUGGUCAUUGGCUGAUGCAGCAACAGUACCUGUGGUUUACAGCACAGCUUAUUAUGCUCUUGUCAUCAGAGGCCAAAUACGCAAAGGAGAAAAGGCAUGUUAUUUUCGUUCACUAUGCUAUUUUUAUUAUUUACUAUUAUUUAUACUAAUUCAUGGUGGAUCUGGUGGAGUCGGCCAAGCAGCGAUAGCCAUUGCUCUAUCAUACGAUUGCGAAGUUUUUACUACAGUUGGAAAUGCGGAAAAGCGAGCUUUCUUACAGAAAAGAUUUCCACAAUUGAAAGACAAGCAUUUUGCCAACUCUCGUAAUGCAGACUUUGAAAUUCACGUUCGACGUCAAACUAAAGGAAGGGGAGCUUCGGUACGUUGUUUGGCUUAUCAUGGGCGAUUUCUUGAGAUUGGUAAAGUCGAUCUAUCACAGAAUUCACCACUUGGUAUGGCUGUUUUCUUAAAAAAUGUUACUUUUCAUGGCAUCCUGGUUGAUGCCAUCAUGGAUCCUGGAGUUGGCAACCGUGAAGAUUGGAAGAAUGUGGCAAGCUUUCUUCAAGAGGGUAUUAAAAGUGGAAUAGUUCAACCGCUUUCACACACCACUUUUUCAAGUGAAAAAGCCGAAGAAGCAUUCCGAUAUAUGUCAGCAGGAAAACACAUUGGCAAAGUUUUAAUGGAGAUUCGCAAAGAAGAACCUGAGCGAGUUUGCAUCCCAUCACCAAUAAAAGUUCAAGCAAUAUGUAGAACAUUAUGCCAUCCUCAUCAUGUAUACCUCAUAACUGGUGGAAUAGGAGGCUUUGGUCUUGAACUUGCUCAAUGGCUGAUAAAUCGAGGAGCUAGAAAACUUGUAUUAUCAUCACGUUCCGGCAUACGUACGGGAUAUCAAGCACGAUGUGUGCAUUUUUGGCGUAGAACUGGAAUAUCUGUGCUCGUAUCGACUCUAAACAUUUCGAAGCCCUCGGAUGCUCAGGAACUGGUUCUUCAAUGUCAAUCUAUGGGAGUAAUUGGUGGUGUCUUCCACCUAGCGAUGGUGUUGCGCGAUUGCCUUUUUGAAAAUCAGAAUGUGCAAAAUUUCAAGGAUGCAGCUGAAGCGAAAUAUUAUGGGACUCUUAAUCUUGAUAAAGCUACACGAGAUGUCUGUGGCAAAGAUCUUCGCUGGUUUGUGGUAUUCUCCUCAAUUACAUCGGGCCGUGGAAAUGCAGGACAGACUAAUUAUGGAUGGUCUAAUUCAACGAUGGAACGAAUAAUUGAACAUCGACGCGAAGAUGGAUAUUCGGGAAUCGCUAUACAGUGGGGUGCCGUUGGUGACGUUGGCGUGAUUUUAGAAAAUAUGGGUGAUAAUAAUACUAUUGUUGGUGGUACAUUGCCGCAAAGAAUGCCAUCAUGCCUGGCCGCUUUGGAUCUUUUCUUAUCAUGGAACCAUCCAGUUGUUGCCAGUUACAUAAAAGCUGAUUUGGGUGCGAAGAAAACGAUAGGUGGUGGCAAUUUAAUACAAACUAUUGCUCACAUAUUGGGUGUCAAUGAUAUAUCGCAGUUGAAUCCCGACGCUAACCUUGGAGAUCUCGGUCUCGACUCAUUAAUGGGUGUUGAAAUCAAGCAAGCGCUUGAAAGGGACUAUGAUAUUGUUCUCUCGAUGAAAGACAUAAGGACGCUUACAUUGAACAAACUGCAACAAAUGGCAGAUACAGGUGGCUCACCAUCUACAGUUCUUCAAACGACCGAACUGGAACUGAAAAAAGAGGGUGAAAAGGAAGCAGAACAGAAUACCGUUGAACAACUCGAAAGGCAAAUGAACCAAUUAUUCAAGAUGCGAGUUGAUGUGAACGAUCUCGAACCAAUGGAUCUCGUUUUGAAAUGUAAUAAAGUUGACGAAGGACCACCAACUUUCUUUGUUCAUUCGAUUGAAGGAAUUGCAACACCGCUUAAGAAAGUUAUGUCCAAAUUCAACUUUCCUGCUUAUUGCUUCCAGUCAACUCGAGAAGUUCCGCAAGAUUCAAUCGAAAAAGUCGCCCUUAAAUACAUUUCUGAAAUGAAAACGAUUCAACCGAAAGGCCCUUAUCGGAUAGUUGGUUAUUCAUACGGUGCAUGCAUCGGCUUUGAAAUGGCAACUAUUCUUCAAGAAACAGAUGGUGAUAAUUCUGUUGAGAAGCUUAUUCUCUUAGAUGGAUCUCACCUCUACAUGCAAACUUAUAGAAAUGUUUAUCGCAUGGCAUUUGGAGUUACCGGAGACACACUCGUAAAUAAUCCACUUUUCGAAUCUGAAAUAAUGUGUGCAAUGACUCUCAGAUUUGCUAAUGUCGAUUACAAGAAAUUCCGAGUGGAAUUGUUGCAGCAACCUGGAUUUAGAGCCCGAGUUCAAAAAGUUAUAGACACAGUUAUGACCACUGGUUUGUUUAAUUCGGCUGAAACGAUUGAUUUUGCUUGUUGCGCUAUGCGAUCCAAAUUUGUUAUGGCUGACAAGUAUAAACCAGAGCGGAAAUUCAGAGGACAUAUAACACUUAUAAGAGCUGAACAAGGAGCAGCUCGUGAAGAAGAUGUUGGUCAUGACUACGGGAUAUCACAGGUUUUACCUUUUAAUACUUCGUAG